Messenger RNA from Parastagonospora nodorum SN15, 858 nucleotides. RefSeq lists its product as hypothetical. The record is from RefSeq and is a predicted model, not a curated record. Lineage: Eukaryota; Fungi; Ascomycota; Dothideomycetes; Pleosporales; Phaeosphaeriaceae. The coding region runs from base 1 to 858 and encodes 285 amino acids. The transcript has 2 exons.
AUGGAUUCGUUACGAAACAUCGCAGCUUCGGGAAUUACCGUCACAAUCUCCCCAACGCAGCUCAUUGUUGGCGCAGGUCUUCUCGGUGUCGCUCUGGGACGACUGUUCGCACAGCUUGCACGGCAUCUCCUACUACGGCGAUCUCAGCUUACAGUAACGAGUGCACAUCAUGGCGGCGAGUCGCUUUUCGCUCCGGUCGUUACUUCUUCGUACACUCCCCUUCUUGACAUCGACUAUAACUUGCAUAAGUCUAAUAGCACAUUUUUCAACGAUCUAGAUGACAAUCGGACCGAGCUGCUGCUGGCUUUAUUCAAGGACGUAGUCAAGCCGCGCCAACGCGGGAAAGGCAGACUGCAGGCCAAAAUGUUCAACCUCGGUGGCACUUGCUGCAUCUUCAAGAAAGCUAUCGCUCCUUUUUCCAAGUUCGAGAUCAGCUCCCGCAUACUGUGUUGGGACGAAAAAUGGGUCUACGUCGUAAGCCACUUCACCAAACCAGGCUCGAACAGCGCGAGUCGCAUCGUUCCUGAGGCAUCAACGAAGAAGCAGGACCCCGUCGCUGACCGGGCCGGUUGCAUUUACGCUACAGCUGUCACCAAAUAUGUCUUCAAGCAAGGGCGCAAAACGUGUGCGCCCGAGUCCGUCAUGCAGGAAUGCGGUCUCUUACCACCGCAGCCAACUACAGAAGAAUCGGAAGGACGGAGAACUGGCAUUUCGCAAAAUUCCCAUGAUCACUGGUCUUGGGAACAGGUGCAAGAGGAGUGCAACAAGCACUUGCAGGUUGCCCAGAAUUUUGGCUCGCUUGACCAGCUGCACGAUACUUUCGUGGGGCAUUCUGCACCUGCUAUGUACCAUUAUUGA